CAUCCGCGACCGUGACACUGGACCACGUCGAAUCGAAUCGGUCGGUGUACACAUCACACUGCACGAGUCGUCCGGGCCGCAAAACGUUUCGCCGUUACACUCGUUGCGCACCAGACGGACCGACAGACAGAUAGCCAGACGGACGGACGGACAAACGUACGACAGCUCGUCCAGUAAACGUACACACCUGUGCCGUACAGCAUACACUGCGGCCACGUCGAAAUGAUUGCAGGCCACAGACUGUGCCUGUUGACGCUCGUCGUCCUCCUGGCGGCCACGCAGACCCUGCAGGCCACCUCCCCGAAGCCCGACAGGGGACUGGUCCGGUUCGCCGACAACCAGCACAUCCCAGUCCGGCCGAAAGCCGCCGUCGAGCCGGCCAAGCCGAAGUCCUCGUCACCGACCAAAUCGAAAAAGCCGUCAGCACCCGCGCAAGCGGUCACCAAGAAAAAGACGCCCGUCAAGCCUUCCGUCGCUGCCGCGGCCGUCAAGAAAACUUCGAAACCAGUUGAAGAUAAAUAUAGAAACGAAUUCGAUGAAUAUAUGCGUCAACAAAUUCAACAAUGGCAAAUUGCAGUUGUAAAUGGUCAGCAAGUAUCACCACCUCCAGGAUCACAACCUUCCGGACAACCACCAUCUAGUGUAUGGAUCCAGGUCCCAGCUAAUGGAUAUUAUCCUCCACCAUCAUACCCAUACCCAUCAUAUCCUCCUCAACAAUACCCGCAACCGUCUUACCCGCCUCCCUCUUACCCACCACCGUCUUAUCCACCACCUUCAUAUCCACCUCCAUCUUACCCACCACCAUCAUAUCCACCACCUGCAUACCCUCAACCAUCUCCAUAUCCUCAACCGUCUCCCUAUCCUCAACCUUCACCAUACCCACAACAACCAUUGUAUCCACCGCAACCAGCACCGAGUCCAAUUUCAGAGGAGCCGGAAUUAUCUACUUCUGCACCAUCACAAGGAAACCCAUCACAGCCAGAAGCACCAGGAGUAGUAACUCCUCAACCAGAAUACCCGUCCCCACCAGCACCAGAAUAUCCAUCACCACCGGCACCAGAAUAUCCACCAUCUACGUCAGAACCAGAAUACCCACCAUCUACGUCAGCACCAGAAUACCCACCAUCUACGCCAGCGCCAGAGCCGGGAACUCCACCACCAGGAGUUUCUGAACCUGAAAUUCCAGAACUCACUCAAGCUCCGGAGUAUAUUACUUCCAAACCAGAAGCCUCUACAGAUCUACCAGAAGUGAUACCGACAUAUCCGGAAACACAACAACCUGAGCAGCCUGGAGUACCUUUAUAUCCUGGUCAACCAGAAGAAGUACCAACCACCGUACAACCAGAAACUUCAUCUGAAGCUUCUACUGAUCAACCAGCCUAUCCAGAAAAACCUAGUUCUGAAACCCCUGGAGAAGAACCAGAAGUCACUACUAGUGCAGGAUCCACAUAUUCCCCCGAUCCUGAUUCUCCAUCACCGACCGGACCGCCGUCGACAGACGCAUUAAAAGCUCAGUGUAAAGAACCAAGAGGACAAUUCCCAAGUGAAAGUUCUUGCAACAAGUUCAUAAACUGUUGGGACGAAACAGCAGUCGAACAAACAUGUCCCGCGGGAUUGGUAUUUAACCCAGAUAAACGAUACUGUGACUAUCCGGCAAAUGUAGAUUGCGGUUCUAAGCCUAUUACAGCGGUAUCUGAAAACGGCAAUAAUACAAAAUGUCCAGAUGGUUAUGGAACCUACCGCAGUAAGGAAAAUUGCGGAGCUUUCUAYGUUUGUGUAGCUGGAUCUCCAGUAGAUUUCAUUUGCCCCGGUGGAACAAACUACAAUGAAGAUUUGAAAAUAUGUGACUAUCCAUACCGUGUGGACUGCAAGGGAUUGCCUAGCAAUCCUGAACCAAUUGAAACGGCCACUGAAAUCGAAGUCAACACCACGUAUGCCCCCGAAAUAUCGUCAACCACUCCAUAUGUUCCACUGUCUUCAGCUGAGUCUUCGCCAGCCACUGAAGUUGUUCCGACAUCGUCGACAUCCACCGCUCUUGCCCCAGUCGCCGACCCAAUAGCUAUUUACAAUUACAACUUAAGAAAAAUACCACCAAGCAUGGUGAAUACCGGCGUGCGUUGUAGUCAUAAGAGUAUUUACCGACUUACACCAGACUGUUCUUCGGUAACCCUCUGCCGCAAUGGAUUUACUAACAUACUCAACUGUGGACAUGCUACCAGUUACGAUAUAGUCAGCCAAAAGUGUUUGCCAAGUCAAAGAGCAAAUUGGUAA
Diuraphis noxia (Russian wheat aphid) is the source of this 2271-nucleotide messenger RNA. RefSeq lists its product as uncharacterized. Gene Ontology annotation, molecular function: chitin binding. Lineage: Eukaryota; Metazoa; Arthropoda; Insecta; Hemiptera; Aphididae. Gene Ontology annotation, cellular component: extracellular region. The record is from RefSeq and is a predicted model, not a curated record.